UGUGAUCAGUGUUUUGUUUUUGAUUGUUCGGUAAGUUGUGGAGUUGUUGAAUUGAGCUUGUUGCUGGCGGCGAGUCAGUUUUCACUGUUCUAGUCUCGUUUUUGUUGUAAAUUUAAAUGAUUAUGAAUGGGAAGUGUUUGGGACGCCAUGCAAAAACAGAAUGCACGGUUUAAUACGCCGACAACCGAAACGACUGUACAUCGGUUCUCGCAAUCAUCAUUUCCACCGGCGACAUUCUCCAUGCCUUCGAGUCCCACUGGCUUGAGAAUGAUACGCCAUCCCAUCCCCACCAGCAAGGGCCGGAUGUCGUUCGCUGAUAAAUUGGACCCGAUUGUUAAGACCCCUAAACUAAUAUUACCACCAAAAAUGACAUUUCAAAGGACGACCAAUAUGCCACUUAUACCUGCAGAUAUACCUCCUACUAAAGCACCCGCAAAUGAUCCAGAAAAAAAUAAAACUGAAGAAUCGAUAAUUGCAAACAAACCUAAAACACCUGCGGAAACGUGCUUAUUAAAAAGUAAUGGUUUAGAAUCUCCAAUUUCCAUUAAACACAAGUUACCGUUUACAAUUGUCCCAAACAAGGGCAGUUACAUUAAAAAAACAACAAAUCCAAUAAACAUAGAGAAUACUCGUAUACAAGCAACUGCUGAAAAAGAAACCCAAACUGAAAUAUGUUUGGUUGUAACUGAGGAAGAGAUUCACAUCCUAGAGAUAGUAAAGAACAGUGGCUUGUCGAGUGAUGAACUACAAAAUCAACUUGUCAACUGCAAGGAGGAGAAAGAAAAGAAAAACGAUGAAAAGGUUGUAAUAGACAUAGAAGAUGAUUCUGAAGAAAAUACAAAUGAUUUGUAUGCCAAAAUAAUGAAGCACAGUACUAACAACAAGUUUGUGCUUAACAAAAUUGCUAAGAUAUUGCAAAAAAGCAAUAGUUUCACCAGUAAGCCAUCGACGCCUCCUCACGAACUGCCAUCCAACCCCCCUUCCGCAUCUACCGCCCCGAUUACUGCAGUUGGUGCCCCAUCAGAGUGCUCCAUGCCGAGCUCCAUCACUGCAGUUGGUGCUCCAUCAGAGUGCUCCAUGCCGAACUCCAUCGCUGCAGUUGGUGCUCCAUCAGAGUGCUCCAUGCCGAACUCCAUCACUGCAGUUGGUGCUCCAUCAGAGUGCUCCAUGCCGAGCUCCAUCACUGCAGUUGGUGCUCCAUCAAAGUGCUCCAUGCCGAACUCCAUCACUGCAGUUGGUGCUCCAUCAGAGUGCUCCAUGCCGAACUCCAUCACUGCAGUUGAACGUCCAACGCACGCCUGUGGUUCCCAACCGACCGUAUCAGGAGUUGCCUGCGCAGGUGCCCCAAAUGCAGGUGCCACAUAA
Molecule: messenger RNA, 1365 nt
Organism: Cydia strobilella
Lineage: Eukaryota; Metazoa; Arthropoda; Insecta; Lepidoptera; Tortricidae
Exons: 3
Coding region: 127-1365 (412 amino acids)
Source: RefSeq, a predicted model, not a curated record